Molecule: messenger RNA, 1314 nt
Organism: Aureobasidium vineae
Lineage: Eukaryota; Fungi; Ascomycota; Dothideomycetes; Dothideales; Saccotheciaceae
Source: the annotation of a GenBank genome assembly
CGACUUAUCAUCCGAGACGACAAGGAUACUGCUUCCGCAUUCAUCGCGAGCUAUAUCAUUGGUUCGUCGGAGCUCUUGUUGGCCAAUCGCGCACGUUCUGAUUUUGNNAUAGACCGUAUCAAGGCCUUUGGCCCAACUCCAAGCAAGCCAUUCGUGCUUGGUCUUCCUACUGGCAGUUCCCCUGAAGGCGUGUACAAGAAUCUGGUCAGACAUCACAAGAAUGGCAACAUCUCCUUUCGUGAUGUAGUGACCUUCAACAUGCACCCAGAAUCAUACCACAGCUUCAUGUACCGCCACUUCUUCUCACAUGUCGACAUUCUGCCGUCGAACAUCAAUAUCCUUAAUGGCAACGCGCCUGAUUUGGAGGCUGAGUGUAUUGCCUACGAAGAAAAGAUUAAACGCGCAGGUGGCAUCGAGCUCUUCCUGGGCGGCAUUGGUCCUGAUGGCCAUAUCGCUUUCAACGAGCCAGGAUCUAGUCUUGCGUCUCGUACCAGAGUCAAAACACUUGCCUAUGAUACCAUCGUUGCAAACUCGAGGUUCUUCGGUGGCGAUGUUGCACAGGUACCUCGCAUGGCACUAACUGUGGGUGUGCAGACGGUGUUGGAUGCAAGAGAGGUUGUCAUCAUCAUCACUGGCUCUCACAAGGCACUCGCCCUCCAGAAGUGUAUCGAAGGCGGAGUCAAUCAUAUGUGGACGUUGUCAAGUCUGCAGAUGCACCCUCAUGCGAUGAUUGUCGCAGAUGACGAUGCCACACUGGAGCUGCAAGUUAAGACUUACUUCAAGUCUAUCGAACAGGUCGCCUCAACACAGGGCUUCACGCAAACCUUGCCUGACAUCAGUAUCACCACUUCGAAGCGCGACUCGAUCAUCGAGAAGCUGGACAGCCCUCGUUCACCCAAAACAUCGUCUCCAUUCGUAAUCACUUCGAGCUCGACACCAACCUCUCCCACUUCUUCCGGCAGUAUAAGCAAGACUCUAUCAGUACACAACACAACUGCAGGUGCUCAACGGCCUGUAACGCCUGAGCCAGCACUCGACAGAAUGGCAGAUAGACUACCACCUUCGCCAUCUCCUGUCAACGCCAAACUGUCUGUGAACACACCGAUCCAGCGAUCCAUCACACCUGAUCUGGUACCAGAUCGCAUGUCAGACAGACUCCCAAGGACGCCUGAGAUGAGAGCGGUGACUCCUGAACUCGUGCCCGAUCGCAUGGCAGACCGGUUGGUCAGAACACCACAAGUUGCAGGACAAGGUCUCGAUGGUUUGGUGGUCGACGAAUUACCUCUGAGCAGUAUGGGGCAAAGGAUUGCUGUC